UAUAUUUGAGAUAAAAAAGAUAUUAUGAUUAGGGUGGAGAAGAAUCGGAUUUAGUUCCGUAUAUGGUUAUAGUGGGCUGGGUGGUGGCGUCUGCUGAGGUGUGUUAACUGCCGGUCCUGAGAAAAUGUCGUAUAAUAACCUUUCCAUCUGGGCAUCAUUGCCGCGCACUCAGAGAGGACAGCCCAUUGUGUUGGGAGUGGAUCCUAAGGGGAAGAAACUCCUCUAUGGCAAUGGAAAUUCUGUCAUUAUUCGUGACCUAGAGAAUCCAGCUAUUGCUGAUGUGUACACUGAACACUCGAUCCAGGUCAACGUUGCACAGUACGCUCCUUCAGGAUUUUACAUCUGCUCUGGAGAUCAGCAUGGCAAGGUGCGCAUAUGGGACACCAUAAAUCCUGAACACAUUCUUAAGGCAGAGUACCAACCCCUUGGAGGCCCGAUCCGGGACAUAUGCUGGUCUCAUGACUCUCAGCGAAUAUGUGUUGUUGGAGAAGGUCGAGGAAAGUUUGCUCAUGUGUUCAUGAUGGACACAGGAGCAUCAGUGAAGGGGGACUUGUCUGGUCACACAAAGGCCAUUAAUUCAGUUUCCUGGAAACCAACUCGCCCAUUCCGCAUUGCUACUGGUUCAGAGGAUAGUAAAUCAGCUUUCUUUGAAGGUCCUCCAUUUGUGUUCAAGUGUACCAAGAGUGAUCAUACCAAGUUUGUUCAAUCUGUUCGCUAUUCACCCAAUGGUGAGAGGUUUGCCACUGGUGGAUUUGAUGGCAAGAUAUUCAUCUACAAUGGUUCAAAUGCUGAUCUGGAGAAGGAGCUUGGUAGCCCAGCACAUAAAGGUGGAAUAUAUGCAGUAUCAUGGAGCCCUGACAGCAAGCAACUGUUGUCAGCCAGUGGAGACAAGUCAUGUAAGCUAUGGGAUGUGGAAUCUGGAGAUGUGGUUGCAGAGUUCCCCAUGGGCAACGAGCUUGAGGACCAGCAGAUGUCUUGCAUAUGGGCUGGAAAUUUCUUGGUUUCUGUCUCACUCUCAGGGUUCCUGAACUUCCUUGACCCAUCUAAUCCUACCAAGCCCAAGAAGAUUGUAAAGGGACACAACAAACCCAUUACUCGAGUAGCCUUGUCAUCUGACGGCAGCAGUCUUUACACAACAGGAGUUGAUGGAACCGUUACUGUUUGGGAUGUUGCAACAGGUGAGAAUGACCGCAUCGCUGGCAAGGGUCAUGGAAAUCAUGUCAGCGGCUUAAUUGUCACGGACACUGCUGCUUACACUGCUGGCAUCGAUGACAGCAUUAAGGUCAUUGAUCCUGUUGAACGUUGUUAUACUGGUGUAUCCAUUUCUCUUGGUUCACAACCCAAGAUGAUUGCUACUCUGGAUGAUGGCCUUAUUGCUGUUACAACUAAAGAGAUAUGUGUUAUACGUGAUGACAAAAAGGUUGGUAGUUUCCCAAUCAGUUGGGAUGGUCUUUGUGUAGCAGCCUUAAAAGAUGGUGGCAAUGAAGUGGCUGUAGGAGGUGGUGACAACCUUAUCCAUGUGUACACGCUUAGUGGCAACACUUUAACAGAGAAAACUACCUUGGAGCAUCUAGGACCAGUUACUGAUUUGAGCUACUCUCCAGACAAUGGUUACCUUGUUGCCUGUGAUGCCAAUCGAAAGGUGUUGGUUUAUACUCUGCCUUCAUAUGAAAAAUUCAACAAGAUAGAGUGGGGAUUCCAUAAUGCAAGAAUCAACUGUGUGGCCUGGAGCCCCGACAGUCGUAUGGUAGCCAGUGGUUCCCUUGACACAAUGAUCAUCAUUUGGAGCUUAGCCCAACCCAACAAACAUAUCAUCAUAAAGAGUAAGGGAUUUCCUCUUUCUUUAGCAAGUUACUUUAAGAAAUCUUCACAUAAUCCUUGUUCCACUAAAAAGCUCAUCAUCUAUUUUGUAGCAUUUCAUAAAUAGUGGGUUCUCGUACCCUCCUGGUAGGAUGCUAGUCUGCUAAAGGGUUGUUGGCAGGCAUGUUUGAUGGUGUAUUAUUUACAUGCUGGGUUUACAAGGACUGAACCCAGUCCUCAUCUCUGGUUGGGAGUCAAACCCAUGGCCAUUUGCCUGACAGGUAAGCGCUCUACCAACUGAGCAAUUAUCCUUCGUUUGUACAAAGCUGCAUUGUAAGUGGCCAAGGAUAGUUUCCUUCCAAAAUUUUAAACCCCAAGUUGAGUUGGUGCAUCAUAACAUGUGUGUUUGUUUUCUAGCUGUAGUCUGGACAAAGUGCUGCCUGCAGUUAUGUACAGUAGUUGUAUUAAGUGUCCUUUUACAGUAGAACCUCGAUAAAUCGGACUAAUUGGUGCAGACCCCACUCCGGAAAAAUGCAAAAGUUGGAAAAAGGUUAACAUGUGGGGAUGGAGAUAACACUGCUUGUCUGAACUGUUCAAAGAAUAUCAGUUGAUGUUAUGUUAUUACUGCACUUCAACAACUAGUCGUUAAGUGUAUAACAAAGUUAUUAAAAGAAUAUUACAUCAACAAUAUAAAAAAAUAUAUGAAACAGAACUUUCUGGGUUGAAAAUCAGACAUAAAAGUCUGGUUGUGAACAACUAUUGUCACUGAGAUGAUUGAUAGAGUCCAGGAAAAAAGUCACAAGAAAAAAGUUCACAGAAAAAACCUAACCUAACCUAGCCAUAUAAAUUUUGUUGUCAAUGUGUACAAGUCAUGUAUUGUCAG
Molecule: messenger RNA, 2683 nt
Organism: Homarus americanus (American lobster)
Lineage: Eukaryota; Metazoa; Arthropoda; Malacostraca; Decapoda; Nephropidae
Gene: flr
Product: actin-interacting protein 1-like
Exons: 13
Coding region: 125-1927 (600 amino acids)
Biological process (GO): sarcomere organization; actin filament depolymerization; locomotion
Cellular component (GO): cortical actin cytoskeleton
Molecular function (GO): actin filament binding
Source: RefSeq, a predicted model, not a curated record